GCAUAUUUCUUGCCCAUUGGCAUGUUCUCCGAAUGCCUGCUUUUGCGGCGUGGGAUGUUCGCCCAUGUUCCACGUUCUUCUCGUGGACAUGUUGCUGCCCCACCAUUGUCGCAGGACCGAUGCCAAGCACAGGUCGCAGCAGAACAGACAUAUCCUCCGCAGCCAGACCCUUCUUCGUCUAGACCCUUUCUACCUGGCUACAAUGAUAGCCAAACACAGGUACCAGUGAGCAAUUUGUUGGAGAUGGCUACGCCGUCUGAAGUGGAUGUUCUUUAUGCAGAUGAGGAGCUGAUAAGAUUUAAGGAUGAGAUGCGCCGAGCGGAGAUGGAGGCAGAAGCUGCAGAAUGGACUGGAAAAAGGACACGGGAAGGUGGAAAGAAAGGAGAUGGAGUGGCAGCAGAAAGUCGUGGAGAGGAUGAGGAAGGAGAAGAGGAAGCACAUGAUCAGGAACGCUGUGGCAACAACCCUCUGGAUGGAGAAGAUAUGUUUCUGGAUGACGAUGGGACGGUCUACAACUGGGAUCGUUCGGCAAGGCUAUGGGUUCAUCAGUCUGAGGACACUCCAGUCUAUCGGUCGGAGAAUAAGGUUUAUGCCGCCGAGGAAGAAGUGAUGCUGAGCUCGACGCUGGCCGACGAUGGUCAAUUGACAGUCCCUGAGCCGAUGGGCACUGGCCCGGAGCCGGGGAACUUGAAAGCGAGUGAUGAGGGGGCAAAGUCAAAGGCGAGCGAUGGAGUGUCAAUGGGAUUGUUGAAGAACAAGCAGCAGCAACAGGAUGGGUGGUUUGAAAUUUGAAUUGAAAUUUGAAAGUGAACACAAUGUCUACAUGACGGGAUUGCCGCUAGAUGCCACAGUAGAGGAGGUUGCUGAAGUCUUCUGUAAACGUGGACUCAUAAAGGAGGAUCCAGAAUCGAACAAGCCACACAUCAAGCUGUAUGUGAACAAGGACACUGGAGUGACUGGACGACAGAGAGGCGACGGCCUGGUUACAUACCUUUGCAAACCAUCAGUGGAGCUUGGCAGCUUGCACUGAAGAUUCUUGAUGGGACACCUUUAAGAGUGGGAAGCAACCUGUUGAUGUCGGUCCCGCAAGUGAAGUUUGAGCAGAAAGAUGACGCGUUUGUGAAGAAACCUGGGGUCAACAAGAGAAAGAAAAUGAAAAUCUAGAAUCAGGAAGAGAAGUCCCUUGGUUGGUUCAGUUUCAAUGAUCAACCGAGAACGAAGGGAAUGACUGCCAUCUUGUGAAAUAUGUUUUCUGUCGAUGAGCUAGCUGCCAAUCUCUCCGUGAUCUCAGACAUAGAGAGUGUCACUGAUGUCUCUGUCGAGUGCCACAAGCUGGGCGCUGCUCAACACGUCAAGGUGUAUGAGAAGCAUCCGGAAGGAGUUAUCUUGAUUAAGUUGUCCGGUAAGCAGACAGGAAUCAAAUGCAUCCAGCUGA
Molecule: messenger RNA, 1435 nt
Organism: Chara braunii
Lineage: Eukaryota; Viridiplantae; Streptophyta; Charophyceae; Charales; Characeae
Source: the annotation of a GenBank genome assembly